Messenger RNA from Toxotes jaculatrix (banded archerfish), 3100 nucleotides. Its product is annotated as F-box only protein 41-like. The transcript has 18 exons. Lineage: Eukaryota; Metazoa; Chordata; Actinopteri; Toxotidae. Gene Ontology annotation, molecular function: protein binding. The record is from RefSeq and is a predicted model, not a curated record. Bases 1 to 3069 code for a protein of 1022 amino acids.
AUGAUCUUCAUCGUCAUUCAGAGCAUCAUGAGAGCCACCAUCCUCUUCCUCACAGUGAAUCUCAGCAUCAUCGUUCAGUCCUACAGCUGUCCCGUCAGUCCUCCAGCUGUUCGUCAGUCCUCCAGCUGUCCCGUCAGUCCCGUCAGUCCUCCAGCUGUCCCGUCAGUCCUCCAGCUGUCCCGUCAGUCCUCCAGCUGUUCGUCAGUCCUCCAAUGUCCCGUCAGUCCUCCAGCUGUCCCGUCAGUCCUCCAGCUGCCCCUCAGUCCCGUCAGUCCUCCAGCUGUCCCGUCAGUCCUCCAGCUGUUCGUCAGUCCUCCAAUGUCCCGUCAGUCCUCCAGCUGUCCCGUCAGUCCUCCAGCUGCCCCUCAGUCCCGUCAGUCCUCCAGCUGCCCCUCAGUCCCGUCAGUCCUCCAGCUGUCCGUCAGUCCUCCGUCAGUCCCGUCAGUCUUCCAGUUGUCCGUCAGUCCUCCAGCUGUCCCGUCAGUCCCGUCAGUCCUCCAGCUGUCCGUCAGUCCUCCAGUUGUCCGUCAGUCCUCCAAUGUCCCGUCAGUCUGUCUGUCCGUCAGUCCUCCAGUUGUCCGUCAGUCCUCCAAUGUCCCGUCUGCAGCUCCCCGGGGAAUCAUGUCCUCCUCCUCGUCCUCCUCCUCCUCCUCCUCCUCGGAGCUGCCCUACUUCUGUCCUCGCUGUGGUGACAAGUUUCGUUUCUCGUCUGUACCUGAGCUCCGGGCUCACCUGGUCGGCCGACACACCUAUGAGACCCUGCUGGUGCUGUCGCAGGCUCGGGUUCGAAGCUCCAGACCGGGUGUUCUCCUCCCACUCCCAGGCCCUGCUGUAUCCCAGAGACAGAGCUCUUCUCUGGGCAUGGAGGGCCACAGCCUCCCCCUGCAGCUGGCCUGCCUGGAUCUCGCCUCGUCGUCUGCCUCCAUCCAACUUCUCAGGGAAAUGUUUGGCUCUUCAGAUCGUGCUCUUCCCGCCUCCACAGGACAUCCAGAGGACCCCUCCACCGCUCUGGCCCUCCCUGGCUCUCUGGAGCCUUUUCCUGGGAAGGAACGUGGCGAGGUGGGGGUGCUGGAGUUCGGGCUGUCGGUGGGGAUUGGGCUGGAGGAGCGGCUGGGGCUGGGGCUGGACCGUAAAAUCGCCCGAACGUUCGCGGAGGUGGAGGAGAGGCUGAACCGCCGCAUGGGCCGUCUGAAGGCGGAGCUGCAGAGGAGGGAGGCGGAGCUGGAGCGGGAGAGGUGGGAAGGGGAACGACUGAGGAGUGAGAAACAGGAGGUGGAGGAGAGGGCGGCGUACCUGUCCAGACAGGUCUCAGCUGCCAUGGAGAUGAUGGAGCGAUUAAAGAAAGAUCUGCAGGGAAAAGAGAAGGAGCUGAACGAACGACAACAGGACAUGGUGGACGUCGAGCGUUUUCUGAGGGAGACGGCAGAGAAAGAAGCAGAGGCCAAAACCCGCCUGAAGGUGUUCAUCGAGGCGCUGCUGGAACGAGCCGAUCGCGCAGAGAGACAGUUACUGCAGCUCAGCUCACACACGCACAGGUACGCUGACCCCUACACGCUCACACAGGUAUACACACCUGUACCUGGCCGAGGAGGACGAAGCUUGGACAGCAGCACCGAUGACAUCAUUGCAAACAAGAUGCAAGGAACCAUUGGAAACCGGAGGAGCUACAGUGUCUCGGGCUCCUGCAGACUGGGGGAGCAGCUGUACAGCCACCAUCACUACAGUGGUCUCACAGCUUGUGCGCGGACCCUGUCUCUGGGUUCGGGGGGGUGGGACUGUGAGGGGGGGUUGGUCCAUGUCCACCUGCCUCGCUGCCCUCCAGGAGCAGGAGACGGGAGAAGAGAGAGAUUCUGGGUCGAGGAGGGAGGAUGGGGGAGAACGUGGAGCAAAAGAAACUGUCGUCACCACAGCACUGAGGAGGAGGAGGAGGAAGAGGAGGAGGAGGAAGCUGAAGAGGAGGGAUGCUGGAGGAGCCCUGAGGUGAGGAGGCUCGUCAUUGCCAGGACACACUCACCUGGAUCAGACAUCCCCUCCUCCCUCUGCUCCACCCCAUCCCGUCGUCAUGGCGACAGACAUCUGGGGGCGGACACCUUGAAGCUCAGGGCAGGGCUUUUCUGCGUCUUCCUGUAUCUGGACGUGUGUUCUUUGCUGCGCGCUGCCGAGGUGUGCUCCGAUUGGCUGUUCGUUGCCAGGCACCCAGCCGUUUGGACACGCCUCCGGUUGGAGAACGCCAAAGUGUCGGCCGAGUUCCUAACCACUCUGUCGCAGUGGUGCACUCAGACUCAGGCUGUGGUUCUGAAGAACCUGAAGCCUCGAAGCAGACGAGCCGACGAAUCACGGGAGGAUUACCACAGGAACACGAGAGGCAGUGUGGAGCCGGGGGUGGAGGCCCUGCUGCGGUCAGCAGGGGGCAGUCUGCUCCACCUGUCUGUGUCUCAGUGUCCUCAUAUCCUCACUGACAGGACGCUGUGGUUGGCCAGCUGCUACUGCAGGAACCUGCACACGCUCACAUACAGGAGUUCAUCAGACCCUCUUGGUCAGGAGGUUCUCUGGGCCCUGGGUGCUGGCUGCAGGAACAUCAGCAGCCUACAGGUGGCGCCAGCUCACCCCUGCCAACAACCAACUCGUUUUGGAAACCGCUGCCUGCAGACGAUUGGUCGAUGCUGGCCACACCUCCGCUCACUCAGUGUGGGCGGGGCUGGCUGUGGGACUCAGGGAUUGGUUGCUGUUGUGCGUACCUGUGCUCACCUGCAGGUGUUGGAGUUGGAGCGUAUUACUGACCUUGGCCUGCAGGCGGCGACAGAGCUGUGCAAGGUCGGACUGAAGAGUCUGCAGACGCUGAUCCUGACUCACACGCCUGUCAGCGGUCAGGCCAUCCUGCACUUCCACAGUGUGUGCGAUGACAUCAGGUCCAUCGUGGUCGAGAUCUCAGCGGCAGAUUACUUUGAAGAGCCGGACACUCAGGAAGCUCAGCACCUGUUCGGAGAAAUUCUCAGCACACUGAAGGUUCUUCAGAAGCGUCCUGGGCUGUGUGACGUCCUGCAGGUCAAAGCUGAAGGAUUCUGCUGACGUCAGCACGCACACGCACACGCACGCACAC